Anolis carolinensis (green anole) is the source of this 3765-nucleotide messenger RNA. It is a transcript of the gene ccdc40, whose product is annotated as coiled-coil domain 40 molecular ruler complex subunit. Bases 127 to 3675 code for a protein of 1182 amino acids. Lineage: Eukaryota; Metazoa; Chordata; Lepidosauria; Squamata; Anolidae. The record is from RefSeq and is a predicted model, not a curated record. The transcript has 20 exons. Gene Ontology annotation, cellular component: cytoplasm; cilium. Gene Ontology annotation, biological process: heart looping; epithelial cilium movement involved in determination of left/right asymmetry; axoneme assembly.
CCGAAGCGAUGGUUUGGGCUAACUUUGUCCUCCCCCCUUCCUCCUUCCCCGUUGGUACCUUCCGAACAGAAGGAGGCGGAGGGAAGGCCGGAGUGUUGACGGCGUCGCCUAGCAACAAGGGAGAGGAUGGAUCCCGGCGGCGAUGCUGCACCAGAACAUGGUGAAAUUAAAGAUGAGAAGAAAGAGUUGCUUGCAGAAGAUGAAGCGCCAGAAGAUAUUAUUGCCAAUGAGGAAGAUGCAGGAAAUGCCCCCACAGAGGAAGGAGAAAAAAGUACUCGAGUGGCCAUUGUGGAGGAAGAGACAGAGGCCAUUCCUGCAAUGGCCACAGAGGAAGCAACAGCAGUUGCUCCUGCAGCAGAUGCAGAGGAAGAGGCAGCUAUUUCUUUUGAAGCAACCAUGGAGGAAAGAGCAGGAGUUGCAUCUGCUACAGGCACAGAAGAAGAAGCAACAGUUCCUGUUGCAGCAGCCAUGGAGGAAGGGUUAGAGGCUGCUCCUGAAAAGGCCAUAGGGGAAGAAGCAGUAGUUGUUGCUGCUGCAACCACAGAGGAAGGGGCAGAAUUUGUUCCUGCGAUGCCCACGGAGGAAGAGCCACCAGUUAUCUCUUCAGUGCCUACAGAGGAAGGGCCAACAGUUGUUCCUUCAAUGCCUCCAGAGGAAGGGCCACCAGUUGUACCUGCAAUGCCCACAGAGAAAGGGCCACCAGUUGUUCAUGCAGUGUUUGGGGAAGAGAGAUUGUUGGGCAAGACCCUCAGCGUGCCAAGACCGGACAUUUAUGAAUACAGAGAAUCCCCCUUUGGGCAGGUUUCCGAAAUAUUAGCAGACACCGGCAGCUUGCCUUCAAGACUGUACAGUGAGGCAAUGUCUUCCUCUGCAUCCUCAACAGCCAGCAGCUUGAGGUUUGAAAUUCCCGAGCAACGUGCGACAUCAGGUGCUACAUUAUCAGUUGCUGUUCCUUCCUAUUCUGGAUCUGCUUUUCAGCCUUCGUCUCUACAGUUUGGUUCUUUUAGCCCCAUGGAAGACCAUGGCAAUGAAGAUAGAUUGCAGGUUACUGACAGAGAACUUGGUGGCGGUGAGGCAGAGGAAGAAACCCAGUUGGUUGUGUUGGAUCCAGAACAUCCAUUGAUGAAAAGAUUCCAAAGUGCUCUGAAGGCCUACCUCAAUAAGCAGAUAGGAAAACUGACUGAUGAAGUUUGUGAACUGACAGCAUCCAUAAAGCAUGGGAAGGGGGAGAGAGAGAACCUUGGAGUGAUCUUGUAUGGAGUCCAGCAGCAACUGGCCAGGCUGCAGAUGGAACUGGAGAAGAACCACAACUGCCAUUCCCAGAUUGCCAUGGCACGCCGGCAACUGGAGGAAGAGUUGCAUGAUCUCAGGAAGACAUACAAGGCAGCAUGUGAAAGCACUGAGGAUGAACGCAAAAGAGUUUCAGCCAUGCAGACAGAGAUAGAAAAGCUGUCCAUGCGCCUGUUUUACAUGCAGAACAUGGACAAAGAUGUCCGUGAUGAUAUGGCUGUGAUGAAAAGAAUAGUGAAUAAAGCUGAUAUGGAAAGAAUGCAUGCAGAAAUCGAAAAACAAAAACAGGACCUUCAUGUAGAUCGCUUAACAAAGAGGGUCAAUGAGUUGGAGGAGCAGAUAGCUCUCUAUGAAGCACAAUACAUGGCACAGUCUGAAGACACAAACAUUACACGGAAAGAAGUGGCAGAGGCAAUUACAGAGAUACAAGCCAUUCAGUUGGAAAAAAAGCAGCUCUUGCGUAACUGGGCUGGGAGCUUGACUGGGAUGAAGCACCGAGAUGAAGCUUAUGCUGCUAUGCAAGCGGCUUUGCUAGAAUCCAGACACAAGCUCAAGGCAUUGGAGAUUGAAAUUGAAGUCUACAAGAAGUCCAUCACCAAGGAGGAGGAGAGAAACGAGCUCUUGGCUUCUCUCUUAAACCGCGCAGAGAAUGAUGGCAACACAAGCAGGAAGCUGAUUUCCCAAUGCCUGGCUAAACAGGAUGCCAUGAAAGUGGAGUUUGGGACUUACACCCGUGCCCUUCAGGAGACAGAGCAAGCCCUCAUUCGGGCCAAUAUGGAUCAAGCUUCUCGCACGAAAGAGUUGGCGAUUCUUCGAAAAGAGAUCGAGAAGGGAUCAGAAACCAAGCAAGAACUCGAGAAUGAGAUCAUAUCCAAGCUUCAGGAUCACCUGAUGUCUAACAAAGCAGCAAGAUAUUAUCUACAACUAGGUGUUAAACUUCAAGACCAACUGAUGGCUUUGGACAUACAGCUCACCAAGGUUGAGAAUGACACAGCCCAAACUGAACUGAAUAUCACAAACACCAGCUGCAAGCUGAAUAUGUUUGAGAAGACCCUGUCGGAUGUAGACAGCAAAAUGGACAACCUCAACAAACAAAUCAGUCAUAGUGAAGCUGAAAUUGCUAAGCGUAACCUCCUGAUUGGACGCAAACAAGGGGUGAUCAACCUGUACAACAAGAAAUUGGAAAUGCUGAUUUCUCAACUUGGGGGACAAGAACUGGGGCCCUUGGAAAUUGAAAUCAAGAAACUCACUAAACAUAUAGAUGAUAUUGAGUUGGAGGUGGAGAAGUUACAGAGAGAGUGGCUGAUUCAGCAGAAAGAGUUAGUAAAACUUACCCAAGAGCGAGAUGGGCAGCUCUCUUCCUUGGAUAUGUUAAAGAAAGAAAUCACGAUCAAGGAGCAAAAGAAAGUCCGCAUAGAAAAUGAAAUUCAGCAGGAGAAAAAUGAGCUGAAGGACAUUGAGCGCCACAUGAAGAACAUGGCUAAUGAUUUAGUCAAGCUACAUCUGUUGAUCAACAAGAACAGAGAGGAUUCUGAAGAGCUGCAGCAAGGAAACACCUUAAUGGAGAAUGAGUUUGUGCGCUCUCUCAAGGCCUCAGAAAAAGAAUCAAUUCAGAUGCAAGAGAAGCUGGACCGUCUACAGGAGGAAAAAGAGAGACUCCUCAACAGCCUAGUGGAGGCAGAAUGUCAGAUGAUGCAGUGGGAGAAGAAGAUACAGUUGGCCAAGGAAAUGCGUGCUGCAGUGGACUCUGAGACUGGGCAAGGCGAGAUCAGAGCCAUGAAGUCAGAGAUCCAUAGGAUGCAGGUAAGGUACCAGCAGCUGAUGAAACAGCAGGAGAAACUAAUGCGAGAUACAGAGGCUGCAGUGGCCCGCCGAGAGAGUAUUGUGAUUCGUGCAGAGGCCGAGAGCAAGCUGAACAAACAACUGCUUACCAAGGGCGAUUUCCACCAUAAGAAGCUAGAGCUAAAGAAAAAGAUCAAGGAGACGCAGAAGAAUGCUGAGGAAUGCAACAAAACUCUAAACCAGCUUGAGACGGCACAACGGAAUGUGGGCAAUGCUCUCCUGGAGAAGCAGGACGAACUUGCCAUCUUGAAUAGUGAAAUAGAAGACCUUGAAGUACAGGCAGAUAAGCUGCUGGCAAAGAAACGGCAGAACCUUGCAGAUAUUGUGUCCAGUCAGGCACGCAUGAAGCACUUGCAAGCAGUGAAGGAAGGGAAAUACAACCCACUCUGCCGUUCUGAGAUAAUGAUACGUGUUGAACGCCAGAAAAUAGACGAGCGGCUGCAUGCCAUCAGCAUCAUUCUUUAUCAAGUGGGGAGGGAAUGCCCUCAUUAUCAAAGGACUCUGCAGAAAAUCAACCAAAUUCUAAAAAAACAAUUUGGAUGAAGCAGCAGCAAAGUAACAGAAAGAAGGAGACCGGGAGUACAUCAUUUACAUUUUGUCUUUUCAUCAAUAAAUAUGUGUUUGUGAAAGGAA